AUGUUGGCUCUGAUUCCCACCAAAACUGUGUUCUAUGAAGUCAAGUGUGUGUUUCUGUUCCUUUCAGUCCUGGAGUUUACAGUGGGAAUUCUGGCCAAUGUCUUCAUUUUGUUGGUGUAUUUUCGGGACAUGGUGAGGAGGCAGCCCCUGAGCACCUGUGACCUUGUCCUGCUGAGUCUCAGCUUCACCCGGCUUUUCUUGCAUGGGGUGCUGCUUCUGGAUGUCAUCCAGCUUACCCAUUUCCAGAGCAUGAAAGAGCCACUGAGCCUCAGCUUCCAAAUCACCGUCAUGCUCUGGAUGAUGACAGAACAAGCUGACCUCUGGCUCUCCACCUGCCUCAGCUUCCUCUACUGCUCUAAGAUCGUCCGUUCCUCGCACUCCUUUCUGCUCAGCUUGUUCAGCUGGAUCUCCAGGAAGAUCUCCCGGAUGCUCCUGGGGGCUGUUUUUUUCACCAGUGUCUGCAUGGUCAUCUGUUCUUCGCACAUUUGUAGGAGACCUCACUUGACAGUCACAACUGUGCUAUUCAUAAAGAAUGAUACAGAACACAAUUUGCAAACUGCAAAACUUCAGUUCUUUCAUUCCUUCCUCUUAUGCAGCCUGGGCUCCAUCCCGCCUUUCCUGUGUUUUCUGGUUUCUUCUGGGGUGCUGAUUGUCUCCCUGUGGCGCCACAUGAGGACAAUGAGGGCCAAGACCACGGACUCUCGUGACCCCAGCCUGGAGGCCCACCUCAAAGCACUCAGAUUCCUCAUCUCCUUUCUCUGCCUCUUUGUGCUAUCAUUCUGCGCUGCCCUCCUCUCGGUGCCUUUACUGGUGCUGUGGUACAACAAGUUCGGGGUCAUGGUCUGCCUGGUGGUCAUGGCAGCCUGUCCCUUGGGACAUUCAGCCAUCCUGAUCUCGGGCAAUGCAAAGCUGAGGAGAACCGUGGACGGAAUUCUACAGUGGCUUCAGAGCAGACCACAGCAGGCCACAGCAGGCCACAAGGCAGAUCCCAGGCCGCCAGAUCUGUGUUGA
Molecule: messenger RNA, 1011 nt
Organism: Miniopterus natalensis
Lineage: Eukaryota; Metazoa; Chordata; Mammalia; Chiroptera; Miniopteridae
Gene: TAS2R38
Product: taste 2 receptor member 38
Biological process (GO): detection of chemical stimulus involved in sensory perception of bitter taste; sensory perception of taste; G protein-coupled receptor signaling pathway
Cellular component (GO): membrane
Molecular function (GO): G protein-coupled receptor activity; bitter taste receptor activity
Source: RefSeq, a predicted model, not a curated record